Molecule: messenger RNA, 2610 nt
Organism: Hemicordylus capensis (graceful crag lizard)
Lineage: Eukaryota; Metazoa; Chordata; Lepidosauria; Squamata; Cordylidae
Product: vomeronasal type-2 receptor 26-like
Exons: 7
Coding region: 1-2610 (869 amino acids)
Biological process (GO): G protein-coupled receptor signaling pathway
Cellular component (GO): membrane
Molecular function (GO): G protein-coupled receptor activity
Source: RefSeq, a predicted model, not a curated record
AUGCAGAAUAACUUCAAUGAACUGCCUGAUCAAGCACGGAUGAGUGAGCCUCUGCUUUAUCAAACAAAUAGUUCAAGCUGUAAGGAGAUAUAUGCAGGUUCCUAUGGCAUGUCACCACCUUUUACUGGAGUAGACAAACCAUCCGAGCACAGCAUUAAAACUCAAAUAUCUAUCAAAAUCACGUUCAUGGUGCAAAAUACAAAUGUACUGACUAAAAACUACCAACAUAUCCUAGCCUUUCUGUAUGCUGUAAAGGAGAUCAAUGAAAAUGACCAGAUUUUGCCCAAUGUCACUUUGGGAGUUCAGAUCUACGAAAGCUACUUCAAUGCAAUAUGGACCUACCAUGCCACAAUGAAACUUCUCACCAUGAACCGAAAAUGUAUCCCCAACUACAAGUGUGGCAUCCAAAAUAAACUUCUAUCCAUCAUUGGUGGGCUUUACUCUGAAACCUCCCUACUCAUGGCAAACAUCCUGGGCAUCUACAAAGUUCCACAGCUCACGUAUAGCUCUGCUCCAGUGAUGAAUGAUAAAAAGAAAAUUGUUUCCUUCUAUCAGAUGGUCCCCAGUGAAGCCCACCAGUAUAAGGGAAUCCUUCAACUCCUUUUGCAUUUCAAGUGGUCAUGGGUUGGGGUCCUUGCCAAAGAUGAUGAGAAUGGAGAAAGUUUUACUCAAACCGUACUUGCAAUGUUUUCCCCGAAGGGCAUCUGUUUUUCCUUCAUAGAAAGAAUCAAGCCCAUUUUCUUCAGUAGCUUUUUUGAUGACUUGAAUGGGUUGGCAAGAAUAUAUAGCAUUUGCAUGAAUAGCAGUGCCAAUGCAGUGGUUGUCUAUGAAACUUUCAUUUUGCAUCUGAGAUGGCUGCUGUUUCUACCAGAAAUUGACUGGGUGGCAAUGGAGUCUAAAGGUAAAGUGUGGAUUACAACAGCUCAUGUGGAACUCACAGCUUUGCUAUAUCAAAGAAACUGGGAUAUACAGCCCCUUCAUGGGUCUCUGUCCUUCAGCAUUCACUCAAAUGAAGUAUUUGGAUUCCAACAUUUUCUUCAGAGCAGACACCCUCUCAAGGCAAAAGAAGACCAUUUUAUCAGGGACUUUUGGGAACAAUCUUUCAGCUGUCUGUUUCCAAAUCCAUCUGUUGGUCAGGAAGCUGAAGAGAGCUGUACUGGGGCAGAGAAGCUGGAGAGCCUUCCUGGGGCUUUUUUUGAAAUUAACAUGAUUGGCCAUGCCUAUAGUAUCUACAAUGCUGUCUAUGCUGUGGCAUAUGCAUUACAUGCCAUGCAGGCACGCCAAUCCAAACACAGAGCAAUGUUGAAUGGAAGGAUACUGAAUCUUCAGGAUCAUCAAACUUGGCAGCUGCACCGCUUUCUGAAAACACUCUCAUUUAACAACAGUGCUGGGGAUGAGGUCACUUUUGAGCAGAAUGGGGAAUUGAUAGCUGGAUUUGAUAUUAUGAACUGGGUCACUUUCCCAAACCAGACCUUUCAUAGAGUGAAAGUUGGAAGACUGGAUCCCCAGGCUCCUCCAGCUGAAGCAUUUACCAUCAAUGGGGAUCUCAUUGUAUGGCACAGUUGGUUUAACCAGGCAUUGCCCCUUUCAGUCUGUACUGAGAGCUGCCAUCCUGGUAAUUUCAAGAGAAAGCAGGAAGGGAAGCCAUUUUGCUGUUGUGAUUGCAUCCCAUGUCCACAAGGGGAAAUUUCAAAUCAUAAGGACAUGGGUGAUUGUUUGAAAUGCCCAGAUGAUCAAUAUCCAAACAAGGAUAAGGAUGUGUGCAUUUCUAAGAAAAUAAGUUUCCUGUCUUAUGGAGAACCUUUGGGGAUUGGCUUAGCCAUCUUGGCACUCUUCUUUUCUUUGUUCACAGCUUCGGUACUGGGAACAUUUAUGAAGCACCACAACACUCCCAUCGUCAAAGCCAACAACCGGAGCCUCACCUACACUCUCCUCAUCUCCCUCCUGCUCUGCUUCCUGUGCACUGUGUUAUUCAUUGGCCCACCUGGGAAGAUGGUGUGCCUGCUCCGACAAACUGCUUUUGGCAUCAUUUUCUCAGUGGCUGUGUCUUGUGUGUUGGCAAAAACCAUCACAGUGGUUCUGGCUUUCAUGGCCACCAAGCCCGGAAGCAGGGUGAGGAAGUGGGUGGGCAAAAGGCUGCCCACCUCCAUUGUACUUCCCUGCUCCUUGGUUCAAGCAAUCAUUUGUACAGUGUGGCUGGCAAUCUCACCUCCCUUCCCAGAUGCAGACAUGCAUUCAGAACCUGAAGAAAUAACACUGGAAUGUAAUGAGAGGUCAACCUCCAUGUUUUACUUUGUCCUGGGCUAUAUGGGCUUGCUGGCUAUUGUCAGCCUCACUGCAGCUUAUCUUGCUAGGAUGUUACCUGACAGUUUUAAUGAGGCCAAAUUAAUCACUUUCAGCAUGUUGGUCUUUUGCAGUGUUUGGUUGUCCUUUGUUCCAACCUAUCAAAGCAACAAGGGAAAGUACGUGGUGGCUGUAGAGAUCUUCUCUAUCUUAGCUUCCAGUGCUGGACUGCUAGGUUGCAUCUUUUUCCCCAAAUGCUACAUUAUUGUGUUGAGGCCUGAGCUGAACAAAAGGGAACAGCUACAGAAAAAGCACUGCAAAACAUAA